This is a messenger RNA of Linderina pennispora, 771 nucleotides long. RefSeq lists its product as uncharacterized. The record is from RefSeq and is a predicted model, not a curated record. Gene Ontology annotation, molecular function: RNA binding; structural constituent of ribosome. Lineage: Eukaryota; Fungi; Kickxellomycota; Kickxellomycetes; Kickxellales; Kickxellaceae. Gene Ontology annotation, cellular component: cytosolic large ribosomal subunit; ribosome. The transcript is spliced from 2 exons. The coding region runs from base 175 to 591 and encodes 138 amino acids. Gene Ontology annotation, biological process: translation; ribosomal large subunit biogenesis.
GCGCAAUCGGUUUUGGGAUCAGAUUGUAUCUACCACACGUGACGAGCCAUGUCCAAUGGUCGCUAUUUUUUGAGAUUCGCAGCCCCAGACUGAAUACGCAAGCCAACGCCGUGAGCUCAGGGCGUUCUCUCUUUUCCGCUCAGUCCCAUCACAGACUUCGAUAAAAUCAUAAAAAUGCAGGGAUCGUUCAAGCGUCUCGUUGAGGUUGGCCGCGUCGUUCUUGUCACCAAGGGAGCCGAUGCCGGUAAGAUCGCCACCAUCGUCGACAUUGUUGACCACAACCGUGCCAUCAUUGACGGCCCGACCACCUCGGUUGCCCGCCAGGUGAUUGCGUACAAGAACGUUGUUCUGACCGACAUCGUCGUCAAGAACCUUCCGCGCACCAUCGGCUCGAAGGCUCUGGCCAAGGUCCUGGAGAAGGAUCAGAUCGCCGAGACCUGGCAGAAGACCGCCUGGGCUCAGAAGCUCGAGGCCCGCAAGCGCCGCGCCGCCAUGUCGGACUUUGACCGCUUCAAGCUCAUGCGCCUGAAGAAGCAGCAGCGCUUCAUUGUUGACCGCCAGGUUGCUCUCCUCCGCAAGGAGCGCGCUUAAGAAGGGGAAUUUCCAUAUUUUUCACCUAGUGCUUUUUACACAAAAUGUUGGAUAGCGAAAUCAACUUCUUUCUCCACCCCCGAACCCAGUUUUUGCACCCUUUUCUCUUCAUCGCUGCUCCCAGAAAUCGCUAUAUUUGUACUCUAUCGCAAGAACCACCAACCAUGGGCAAGUCGGCAA